GCUGAAACAGAUGUCGAUUGUGGCGGAUCAUCCGGCAACAAAUGUGCCAAUUCAUUAGGAUGCAAGAGUGCCGGUGACUGUCAAAGUGGAGUGUGCACUGGUAGUAUCUGUGCAGGUAGGAUGUUAUUAGUUUGGCAACCGAGUUUCUGCGUUUUUGUAAAAACUUUCGUUUAUAUCUCACACUCACACGCUCAGAGAAUUCUUCAAUAAUAAUGUGACAGCAUAUCUUUUUGAAUAUCCUAAAAGAGGUUCUGAAGCGAGUUUGAGUUCUAACUUCUGCUCUCACUCUACAACGUUCUGCCAUUUACUACGUGCAUACAAGGUAGUUUGAAAAGUUCAAGACUUUUAGCUGAAUUUCUCCAAUUUUUGUAACUACUUUUCAGAUUGAAAACGAAUAAUAUAAUGAUACAGAAGAAAUUUUCAGUUCUAGAUCUUAUUGUUAUUACAGCAGUUAUUAAUAGAGCUACCCAUCCUUUAACUGAAUGAAACUCGGACAAGUGCAGAAAUAUAAGUGAUUUUUGUUGUAUAAGAAAAAUCACCUUUUUUGAUAUGAAUGUGAAUUCAUUAGAUAAGAGUCAAUGACGGUGGAAGACUGGAAGAUACUCAAGUAAAAGUUGAAUGAAUUGAGGUUGUAAGCAGUUGAUGCGGAGAGACUGAGUAGAGCAUCACAGAGAUGAAUUAAAGAUCGAACGUAUUGCUGUCGUCUAUGGUGAUAUCAUCAAUAAGAUUUGUAGCAAUGUAGAACGGAGUACCAACUAUCACUUGAUGUAAAACAAUAUUCUGGGCUCGCGAACAAACAUAAAAAGCAAAAAUUGAUCAGAAAAUGUCUCUUUAUCCAUUUACUAUUUGAGUAAAUCUCGCUGAUCUUCUUGCGACGACUGUAACCAUUAGCUGCAUUUUCAUUAUUUUAUGUUUAUUCGAACAAAUGUUCUUUAUUGCUUAUACGUGUCUAGUUUUAUAUCAAAUACUUCUGUUCUAAAACCGGGAAUAUCAUUCCGAAAUUAGCACAAAACUUUGAAGACAAAAACAGUUGGUUCGUCUAAGAACAGAACAAAACUCUUUAUGCGAGCCAGUUUCUUCUGUUUUUAAGAACUUUUUAUUCUACUCUUUUAGAAUGAUAAGGCAUAAGUAAGCUUUAAGUUUUAAGUUCAUGUGUGGAACUGACUCAGUUUUGACUAAUAAACAAAUUUCUCUGGUUAUAUAUUUUAGCUAUACUACCAGCGUGCAAUCCUGCUAAUUGUUGUGGCAAGAAUAAUUGCACUCUUUGUGAUGAUGAUGGUGAUACUAGUUAUUGUCGUGAUAUUGGUCUUCGUAGUAGAGGUGGUGGUUCGAAUUAUCAUAUUCUUUAUGCUACUGCUUCGUAUACUGAUGCUUUUUGUCGUAGUGCUGAUCCUAUACAUGGUGGUAAUGUAAUGAGUGCUGUUGCUAUGAGUACUCUGCGUGGUUGUUAA
Molecule: messenger RNA, 1451 nt
Organism: Adineta steineri
Lineage: Eukaryota; Metazoa; Rotifera; Eurotatoria; Adinetida; Adinetidae
Source: the annotation of a GenBank genome assembly